Messenger RNA from Botrytis cinerea B05.10, 3860 nucleotides. RefSeq lists its product as hypothetical. The transcript has 3 exons. NCBI's taxonomy places the organism in Eukaryota, Fungi, Ascomycota, Leotiomycetes, Helotiales, Sclerotiniaceae. The coding region runs from base 608 to 2980 and encodes 790 amino acids. The record is from RefSeq and is a predicted model, not a curated record.
GUGGAAUUGCCACAUUCUCAAUAUUGUGUGCGCACAUUGACCUGCUCCAAGCGCUGGCCGCCGAUCCUGCUGCCGUGCUGUGCUCACUCUGCUUGCCGCGUCCUUCGAGGGCGAUGAUGUUUAGGGAAGUCGAUGUUUGAGGGUACGGUAACCUUUAUGCGGGUCCACCAAUCAGAAGCCGCGCGAAAGUCCAAUAUGUUACUCGACGGCUCGCAUUGCAUUUUUACUUGUUGAUCCAUGCAUUUUUUGCAGAUGGGAUGGGUGUACAACAAUACGACCGACAUACAACAUACAUUACAAUACAAUACACGCUUCCAUUGGAAUUCCAUCCUCUAUUGGACCGUCGCCAUCUUAUCGCAUCUCGUGCUCGAGUAGUCGUCCAUUCACUGAUAUAUCGAAAGUCCAAUCGUGUCUCGUAAACCGCUUCACCCUUUACAUUUCCAGAGCGAAACGGCCAAAAAAGGUACUAGGCAUUUAAUCCUGGACACCCUCACUGCCUGCUGGUGGGAACCUUUACUCUCCGACUUUUCCAAGCUCCAUCCACCCAUCCAUCAAUCCACCAUAUUAUAUAUAUUACUUUCACACGCCAACACUCUCCAGUAUCAACAUGGAGCCCCCUACAUAUUCCACGCGCUCUAAGCGCAAAUCAUCAGAAUUAGAACCCAAUUCACCACCCCUUUCCAAAAAAUCACGAACAUCACUUGAUCUUCCACCUUCUUCUCCAUUAUCUUCGCCUUCUUCCACGUCAGCUGACCCCGUCUUGGCUCAAAGUUCAAUGGACUCUGAAAAUCUUGAUCUCGAUGCCAACAUCCCUCCUCGGGGCGGUUUUCGCGGGAGAGGUCGUGGGCGCGGUAGAAUUCGUGGCGGAGGGAGAGUUGGGAGAAAUGGUACUGCAAAAAUCCCGGUUGCGAGGGCGGGUGGUGCAGAGAUUCUGGCGGGCGCGGCGGGCGGAAAAGCUACUCGUGGGAGAGGUGGCCAUCGAGUGAAAAAAUCAAGUAAUGCGAGGAUACAGAGUUUGUAUCAUCGGAAACAAUUACUGAAAACUCAGUAUAAACAGGUGGCGUUGUUGCAGAGGGUCGCCUUGGAUGUCAUCUCAGAUAAAUCCUUGCAGGCCAUGAGUGAGGAUCCAAAAUACCAUGAGACGUUACCAGAGUAUCAGAUGGUGAUGGAUCAGUUGGCUGAGAGAUAUGAAGAGAGAGUUGCGCUGUUGAAAGAACAACGUAGGAUUCAAUUGGAAUAUGCGAAGAAGCAGAGGCAGUUUGGAGAGGAUUACACUAGAGGGGUCUACGAGACACGAGUAGAAUUGAUUCAGGAGAAGUAUGAUUUGAUGAUCAAGAGAAGACUUAUUGAAGAAUAUCAACAAAUGGAAGCUCGAUAUGGUGCUGACAGUCCUUCUCAGCACAAUUUUGAUCAUUCACACAUCAAAAGAAUUCCCGAAGAAACUUUUAUUCACCCUGCUGAUGCGUGGGUCAAUGGCGGUCGUGCUGCACAGCUUGCUGCUGAAGCGGAAAAAGAGAAGGGGAAAAAGCGGGGCGGUCGUGGAAAGAAAUCCACAAAAUUACCUGCAUCCCCAUUCAAACCUUUGGAUAUCAUGAUGCCGGAUGAUAGUGAAGUCGCGCCCAAGAAGACGGCUUUGUAUCAACCUGCGACUUCGUUGUCUCUCGCCACUACUGUGGAUGGAGAUUCUGCAGCUCCCACCCCAGCCGAGUUGACCGAACAAGAAGAUGCAGAUGAGCUCGAAACUGACAAGUUUGGAGUUUACAUUCCUAAUAAAGCAAGACCGAGAAAUGGCGAUCCACCUAACAAUCGCAUAGUGGUUGAACCUCCAUUUACUUUCGAUCCAGAUGAAAUAGGUAUCCGUCAUCACCAUUACAAAAAGUACAACAAGAACGACCUUCCUACAUUUAUUGGAAUGGACCCUUCUCCACAACCAAAGACUUUUCAUUAUGAUCCGUGGGUGAGGAAUCAUCAUUCUACGAACAAUCGACCAGAAGACUUGGAUCAGACAAUAGUCGAGACUCACAAAUUACAUCCGACUUUGGGUUUACCUGUGAAAGGUUCUAUAAAUCCUACACUUACUACAAGGAGUGAUUGGAGUAAGCCUGUAGCAGAGACCAAACCCGUUGUCUUUGUUGUCGAAACUCGAGAUGAAGAAUCACUCAAGCCAAAAUAUGAGACUUCUCGAUCAGCAUGGAUGGCACGUACCGAAAGGGAAUUUGCGGAUCUUGGCGAUCAGCUCAAGAUGGCUGAAUCAUUAGAAGCGAUUGGACUUCGUGAUCCUAUCCUUCGUCCGAUCGAAAAGAAGGUUGAGCCACAAAUCAUUGGCAAGAUUAGCGACGAUCUGAUGGAAGCUGUAUCGGAGGCGGUAAAUGUCUUAAACAAGCCCGUCCCUCCAACAUCAUCCUCAAUUAGAGCAACGUCCACAGCUCCUCCAACUUCGAUACCUGGAACGCCUGCACCGACACAAAGAACACAAGGUUAUGACCCAGUCCGUGAUACUGGAUACUCCCCUCAUUUACGUCGAUCUCCAGUCAGAACUUUCAGCAACAAAACUUUAGAUAUCCUCGCCAAUGCAGCCGAAUUUCAUGGGGCGUCAGUGUCUCGUGGGGGGCUGCCGCAACCAAUUAUUCCAGCUCCAAGGCCAAUGCAACAAAUCCAAUACACUUUUUCCCAACCAGAAUUUUAUAGACCACCUCCAGCAUAUGUACCUCCACCCCCACAUAUGACUCUCCCACCACCUUUACCUAUGACUCUUCCCCCUCCUCCUCAACCGCUUCAGCAACAAACGCAAUUCUUUCAAUAUGCAGGUCCUCCACAGGCUCAAGGUGGUCCUCAUAAUAAAUAUAAAGAGAUUCUUCCUGCACCACCACAACCACAAAGACGCGUGCCGCCACCUUCACUACCUGUGCCGCGAAGUAAUGGAUUUAAUCCAUUUGUGAAUGGGACAGGGUAUGGGAAUGGUUCGGGAAGGGGUCCUUGAGAUGAUGAGAUACCAGGAAACUUAUUCAAAAAAGGAUCAACUACGUAAUCUUGGAUAUAUAGUUUUGAGUGCUCAUUCACCUCACGCGCUCUUCAGUUUGCCUUAUUUGAAAGUUCACGGGCGUUUUUAAUAGUGGUGCAUUUAUUCUUCAUAAUUUUCCUUUCUUCUCUGUAUCAACAAAACAAACAAUUUCAUUGUUUUUCUGGUUCCAUCAAUGAGAUGGGUGCAAAGUUCGGAAUCCGGAGUCUUUCCGACGGUCAUAUAUACACAUUCAUGAGUUUAUCUCGGAAAUUAAGAAAUUGGAAUCGGAUUGGUUGAUAAUAAAAUAAUAGUAAACAUUAUUGGGGCGGAGUGUAGUUAUAAAAGUUUUGGUUUUAAAAUUUUUGGAUACUUUGGGGGGUUUGAUGAGGGAAAUUGGGGGGAUGGAAGAAGUGGUGGAGAGGGUGGGAUGGGAUGGGAUGCGAGAUGGAGGACGGGGAAAACAAUGAUUAUAGUGUUUAUAUUAGAGUAGCAAAUGGAAACCUUUUUUUUUUUCUUACUCUUUUUCUUGAAGAUUUUGAAAGGAGGUAGGGGGAGGGGUUGAUGUGAUAUAAUGUAUGCUUUUUGAAUGGGAAUGUGAAUGUGGAGAUGGAGAUGGAGAUGGAUGAGGAAGUGGAUAAGGAUUCUUGAGGGGAGGGAGAAGAGUGUGAUGAGAUGGUAGUUGGACUUGGAAUUUUUAUUUAUUUGAUAUAUAUAUAUAUAUAUAUAUUGAUAGGAGGGUGAGAGAGAGAGAUUGGGUGGAUUAAAAGCUAUAGAUGUGUAUUGAUGGGAUAGGGGAUAGGGGAUAGAUCGCACCGCAUUGCACCGCAUUGCAUUGCAUUGGACUGAAUUAAUUCACUCA